This is a messenger RNA of Centropristis striata (black sea bass), 2212 nucleotides long. It is a transcript of the gene sergef, whose product is annotated as secretion regulating guanine nucleotide exchange factor. NCBI's taxonomy places the organism in Eukaryota, Metazoa, Chordata, Actinopteri, Perciformes, Serranidae. The record is from RefSeq and is a predicted model, not a curated record.
AUGCUUCACGACAGUGUCGUAAAUCAUGAUAACACAACGUUACUCAUGGAAACGAGCUCGAGGAUGGUGGUUUGUUUACACUCUUGGGGAGCUAACAGCUACGGACAGCUGGGACAGGGACAUGUGGAGGACCUGUCGGAGCCCCGGCUUUCUAACACAACUGCUCUACAAAACAAGGCUGUUCGGGCUCUAUGCGGCGGCGGGGGACACUCCGUAGUUAUCACCGAGAAUGGAGAGGUGCUUGUGUGCGGACAGAAUGACAGAGGCCAGCUGGGACUUGGCCACAAAGCAGACAUGUCAACUUUUCAACUCUGUCCCAGCCUGACACAGAGGAUCACAAAAGUAGCUUGUGGUUGGGAUUUUACUCUUCUUCUCACUGAUUGUGGUCGAGUACUAGCCUGUGGUUCUAACGCAUUUGGACAGCUAGGUGUUGGAAAAACAGUCACACACUCUGCAGAUCUACUGGUUGUUGAGAGUCUGAAGGAGCCAGUGGUGAGUGUUGCAGCAGGACUUAGACAUUCACUAGCUGUUACUGACCCAGGCUGUGUAUAUCAGUGGGGAAGUGGUCUUUUCAGUCACGCUAAGAGAGCGCUCAGUCCACGUUCUGUCCCACCACAUCUCAGCUCUACAGUGCCCUCUCUGGUCCCAGGUUUGGAUCAGAAGACCUCACACAUGGUAACCGCAGGCUCAGUGCACUGUAUGUGCCUUACAGGAGGCGGUGAUUUAUUUCUGUGGGGAAGCAACAAGCACGGCCAGCUGACCACCACAGACCCCUUCCUGUCCUCUCCCACUCUUGUGAAGCGCUCACUGCUGGGCGGAGAGAAAAUUAUCCAUGUGUGGAGCGGCUGGACGCACACUGUUGCUCAAACAGAGGGUGGGAGAGUGUUCACAUGGGGCAGAGGAAAUUAUGGACAGCUGGGACAACGAGCCGUACCCAGCCAGAACUCAGAGCAGCAGUCAACUGGUCCUUCAGUAGAAGGUGGAAACAAGGAGGCUUCCCUCCCUGCAGAGGUUCAAGCUCUCCAUGGAGCGACACAGAUUGCAUGCGGAUCCGAACAUAACCUUGCCAUUGUAGGGGGGCGUCUUCUCUCCUGGGGCUGGAACGAACACGGGAUGUGUGGAGACGGUUCACAGAGCGACGUCUUUCAGCCGCAGCUCGUUUCUGGUCUUAGACCUCUCCUCAUUGGCUGCGGAGCUGGACACUCUAUGGCAGUGUGUACUGCGACGACUGACUCAAGACAAAACUCUGCAACGACUCCACCUCCGUAACAUCCAAUCAUUUAUUCAGCAUGAAGCAAUCGAAGACAAGAAGGAAAACAAUAACUUUGAGAAAUAAUAAUCUAACUGAUUAAGUGGCUUUUUGGUCCUUUGCACAGCCCAAUUACUUUGAAGUGCCUUUCAAUCUACUGUAACUUUCACCUUCUAAAAGGCUACUUGAGUUCAGGCUCUAACCUGCAGUCGUCAUAAAUACUGUGAUGUGGUUGGACACAGCCUGAGUUAUGUAACAUGUGGACAGAGGCCAUCAUUUCUCUGACCAGCCCAUCACUUUGAUGGACGUGAUUGAGGCUUUGCAGGACAUGGCCAUGCCUAUGGCUCCUGGUCCACCUAUCGUGUUUGUCUUCCUGAAGGAAGCCGUUAUGGAUCAUAUGAGGGAUGGGCCAGACUGGUGCUAUAGCUCCAUCUUCCCAUGUCAGCGGUUUUAUUGCUGUGAUCUUGAGUGUCAGAAAGCAGUCAAUCUCUGCACUUCUUACUGAAAAUCUCAUGAUUUACCACUUAAACAUACAGUGCAGUAUUUUAUUCUUUGUCAGCUGUCCAUCACUUAUUUAUAUUCUUGGCUGUGUCAUAUUCUGUGAUGUUCUGUUUGCCUCGUUUGCACAACUUUCGUACUGUAUCCUUCAUUAAUCUCUCUUGGGGGAAAUUCGUCCGCUGCGUUUGACCCAACCUACAUAUUUAUAAGCUUUGGGCGGCUGCAGUGCAGCACCUGGGGACCAACUGCAGGUCUGAAGCCACUGCUGUGGUCAAAGGCAUUGGCAUGACUCAGAAUCGCUCAUUGAUGCAAUUUAUUUAAACGUGUUUAUUUGUAUCUUUAUGAUCUAUGCAAAUUAAAUAUGAAAACACUGUAUCACUAAAAUUAUGCAUUAAUGAAAGUUUAAUGUCCUUACACCUGGAUUAGUUUGAAAAAAAAAAAAAAUCAAAACUCGUUGAAAAAUGA